CGAAAACUUUUACAAAAUCUAGCUACAUCAUUCGCAUUAGGCAGAGGAGCAAUGUUGUUGACUGUGGUGCUGUGUUCGAGUCUCCUUGCAGCGGUCCUCGGCGAGCCGGCCAAUCAGUUCAAAGACCUUCUGCUCAACAAGCACAACGAGUUCCGAAAGAUGCAGAAGGGCUCUAAUAUGAAUAAACUGGUAUGGAGCGAUACUUUGGCCCAGGAGGCCGAUGCCUGGAUAGCGCGUUGCAACUUCGAGCAUCAGAACAAGGGCCGUGGUGAGAACCUCGCUUUCAACACGAAAGACGAUGAUAUCGCAAACAUCAAUCAAGCUAUGCAGGACUGGUACGAUGAGAUUAAAACGUACAACUACGCAGGCAAGAAGUGUGGAAUGAGCUGUCAUUAUACUCAGCUAGUAUGGAGUCAAACCCGCGAGGUAGGCUGUGCCAUCAGGAAGUGUCCCUCACUGACCGCGUUCGGCAAAUCAGUUAAGAACGGCUGGUAUCUCGGUUGCUGGUACGACCCCAAAGGAAAUGACAAUACCGAGUACCCGUACCUGACUGGUGCCCCCUGCUCAUCCUGCCUUGAGGGCCAGACAUGUGAGGAUGGACUAUGUGCAGGCGUGGGCAAGGAAGUGUGCGAGGACAAGAAGCCCGAGUGCGUCUCGUGGGAGGCGAGCGGCUCGUGCACCUCCAACAAGGCCUACAUGGUGAAGUAUUGCAGGCAGGCCUGCGGCCUCUGUGAAGGUGGCGCUCCGCGUGAAUGCAAGGAUGUGAGCCCUAAAUGCGAGGUGUUCAAGAAAACAUGUGAAAGUAACAAGUCCUGGAUGAAGCCCAACUGUAUGAAGACUUGCGGGUUUUGUACAGAUGCCGGCAAACGGGAAGACUUCCAAGACUACAGUGACAUCUACUAACGACCGCAUGACUGAAGACUAGUGGUAAGAUAGCGUGACUCGGGACGCUCAUAGAGUACGCAUGUCAAGGAACACGUGGUCAGGACCAUGAGAUAUUUCUGGAAUGUGAACCAUCCUUCAUCACGUAUUUGUAUUCCCUUAAUGAACAUUUCAUGUUGAAGCUUUUUAAUGCUUCAUCGACAAUAUUGCUUUCGACAUAUUGUGCCAAAAGACUUAAA
This is a messenger RNA of Dreissena polymorpha, 1121 nucleotides long. Its product is annotated as peptidase inhibitor 15-like. The coding region runs from base 52 to 903 and encodes 283 amino acids. NCBI's taxonomy places the organism in Eukaryota, Metazoa, Mollusca, Bivalvia, Myida, Dreissenidae. The record is from RefSeq and is a predicted model, not a curated record. The transcript has 9 exons.